Molecule: messenger RNA, 3009 nt
Organism: Clarias gariepinus (North African catfish)
Lineage: Eukaryota; Metazoa; Chordata; Actinopteri; Siluriformes; Clariidae
Gene: ece2a
Product: endothelin converting enzyme 2a
Exons: 3
Coding region: 240-971 (243 amino acids)
Molecular function (GO): S-adenosylmethionine-dependent methyltransferase activity
Source: RefSeq, a predicted model, not a curated record
AUUCAUGCUACAGUACUAGUAGUGUGUAGAACAGUACUGAUCCGUGUGCAGUAUUAAUGAUAGAGUAGUAUUUAACUCACUGUUCUGUACAGAAGCAUGAGUCUGAAAGUCUGAAUCACGGUUCACUGAUCACACUGUCGUGUUUGUGAGUUUGUAAAACACGUGCUUUCCUGCCAUCACAAGUAUAUGACAUCCUGCUGCUAGUACAUUACCCCCUGUGUCUGCUUCACCCGCGCAGUAUGGAGUAUUUACCGGACUGUAAUAAGAGAUAUAAAGACGCGGAGUACUGGAAUGAACGGUACCGAACCGAGGAGGCGUUUGAGUGGUUCGGGGAUUUUACAAAAUUCCGUCAUCUUCUGGUCCAGCAUGUGGGAAAAGAGGAAAACAUCCUGAUGUUGGGUUGUGGGAACAGCGCUCUGAGCUUGGACAUGUACCUGGCCGGCUACACGAGCAUCACAAACGUGGACUACUCCAGUGUGUGUGUGGAGAACAUGGCGCAGCGUCACUCUGACUGCAUGGGCAUGAGCUGGGUGUGCAUGGAUGCCCGUCGCCUGGCUUUCCCCGAUUGCUCAUUUGACGUGGUCAUAGAAAAGGGCACGCUGGAUGCCAUGCUAGUGGAGGAACGAGACCCUUGGAACAUUUCAGAUGCCAGCGCCCAGCUAUUGCACAAAAUUCUUAAAGAGAUCAGUCGCGUCCUGAAGCCUGGGGGUCGUUUUGUGUCGGUGACCUUCGCACAGCCACACUUCCGGAAGAACCUGUAUGCUCGUACUGAGUACGGCUGGUCCAUCAACCACUAUCACUAUGGCGACAGCUUCCACUACUUUCUUUACAUCCUUACCAAAGGGGAGGCGCUUAGUCCAGAAGAUGCUGCAAUAGAGAGGAGAGUGCGUUCCCAGAAGGAGGUCCCACCCACUGUGGUCACAUUUCAGGAAGCUGAAAAUGAGGAUUUCCUCAGUAACAUUGGACUGUAAAAGCCAGCAACACCUUUUGGAGUCCCACCAAACCAAGCAAAGACCUAUGCAUUCCUAAACGUCACAUCCAUUUGUUUUAAAUGUUUUAUUAGGGAUUUAUUUUGGUAAUGUUACAUGAGACAUUAUAGAGUGUUUUAUUUUUAUGUAAAAAAAUCAACAAAUGUGAUUUUAGAUUUAUACAAAUGUAGUAUAUAAUGUGAAAUAUUAUUAACUUUUGAUAAGAAGUUAAAACAUAAUUUUCUGGUAGUCAUAAUAUUUUAUGGAAUUUUAAUGAACAUCCCCCUAAGGUUUGGUAAAAUAAUGUUAUUGUCACAUGCGUGCUUUUUCUUCAAAUAUAAUCUGAGUAAAGUAUAAUCUGACUUUUAAUUCUCUUUCCUUCUAUCUUCCUCAAUUGUCUGAUUUCCUUUUUCCUCUUUCCCCCAGUCUGGCCUAAUUCCCUACAUACUGUGUUGUGGAUAUAAAAGAAGCUGAACUAAUUUGACAUUUCCAUUCACACAGAGACGGCGCUGUCAUAGAUUAAUCACCGAACAGCAAACUCUUUCAUUUGUUUUCUGAAGAAACACUGUGUGUGUGUGUGUGUGUGUGUGUGUGUGUGUGUGUGUGCUUGCGCAGACACAUCCUGUUGUAAAUGAGGUUUAAAUAUUGUACUGGCCACCAGGACUUGGCUUCAGUCAUUAAUAAACCAGAAAUCAUUUAUUUUUAAUUUUGCUCUGAAAUCUAAUUACUAGCUAUUUUUAAAGGCUGGAAAAAGGUGCCCACAUUUCAGAGCUUCCUGUCCUGAUGUACUGCAGAUUGGACCAGGAUUGUUGAAUUUAAACUCAUCUUUCAAUUGAAGAGAUGACACUUUUAAUGGACUUUUAAUGUGUUUUUAUGAUACAAACUCAUGUAGAGGAACUCCAGUGUUAUAUACAGUACAGUGUAUUUUUGGCAAAAUUGAAACCGGUUUAUUUACUUGACUUUUUGUAUUGCAUCACAUUAGGGAUUGUUUGUAAUCUUUACAUUUUUUAUGGACUAGUUUUUGCAGAUUUUGUGAUGUAAAAUGUAAAAAAAAAAAAGUCAUUUUUCACUUUCUUUGAAUGUCACAGUUUACAGUAUAUUGUUUUUAUUACAGUAUAAAUGCUAUAAUCAUUACUAUACGAUUAUAUUUUGAACAUGGCCCUAUUUCCCCUUUAACCAUCCCAGUGUGGCGGAGUAUCUCAGUUGGUCCUGAAUUAGCCACAUGUUUUCUGUGGCCUAAAUUGUACCUAAGCAUUUAAGUAAUUAACCAGGUUAUACUGUAACAAAGUUCAUUUGUUAGUUAAAAAUAGUACUGAACUGGAUGUUGCCACAAUGCUAUGAUUUUCUAACAAAUGCUAUUGAUUUGCCUCAUAAAUGUUUUAGCGGUGCCGAGCGGGCCAGCAGUCAGAGUUGCUUGAUGGUUCAUUAAGCUGCAUAAAGGUCUUUUCAUCUUCUGUACAACAGCAUUGAACUAUGGCGGAGUAUCGGGUGAGCUGCAGGUAUUAUGUAUCAGCUGAUCCUGUUAGUUUCUCUACUAACUCACCUGGCCGCUUUGGUGCUUUGAAUUAGGGGUGGGAGGUGGGACAUGAUGUAGGAAAGCUGAUACGAGGCUCAGGGAGAGAAUUAUUGUGAGUGCUGAGAUGUGCACUCUCGAGUUACGGCCAACCACAGUACAAGUUUUGUGUACCAGCUUCCUGAUCCUGACAGAGCACAUGUGGAGGACUUGACACAUGCCGAUGAGUACAAAACACAAAUUUGAUGAUUAUUUUGUAUGGUUUUCCAGUUGCAAUAUUUAUGUACCUUUUGUAUAAAGAGUAAUAAUGCAAUGAAAAGAAAUAAAGAUUUUGAAGCCUAAAAUAAAUGGGCAAAUUUUAAAAUGAGGUUAGUCAAGUUCUCUGUAGCAACUGUCAUAAGAUGUUUAAACUUAAAACUUUUGUCUUACUGUUUAUAAAAUGUCUCAAUGUUGAAAUACCUUUUAGUUUGGCUAAGGAUUUGUAUGUGUUCAGUACUGAAAUAAUCUAUUCAGUUUAUUCAAUUCAAU